Molecule: messenger RNA, 1263 nt
Organism: Alternaria atra
Lineage: Eukaryota; Fungi; Ascomycota; Dothideomycetes; Pleosporales; Pleosporaceae
Exons: 2
Coding region: 1-1263 (420 amino acids)
Biological process (GO): tRNA-type intron splice site recognition and cleavage
Cellular component (GO): tRNA-intron endonuclease complex
Source: RefSeq, a predicted model, not a curated record
AUGGCCGACGAAGAAGAAGAUGUCUCGCACCUGCGCGCACCAGACGCUGCCGAUUAUGAUCCUACGGAAGAAGCGCAGGAUUUCCUUAAACUCGACAAACUCACCGCACAAGACAGCGCACACCCUACACUACCGAAACGCGGAGAAAAGGACUUUGAGAGUCAUGAAACGAACCUCCAACUUGACACACUCGAGGCCUCGCGCCGGGCCAUGCACGGCGUCCUCUCGUGGCAGCGUACGCACACGCAAAAGGGCCACAUCCUAGCCAUGUACGACCCAGAGCGCAACAUGGCAUGCGUCGACAAAGUCCGCUCACAGCACUUCCAGACGAUAGGAACGAACAAAGGAGGGAGAGAAUGGCUGCUACCGGAAGAAGCAUUGUUCUUGCUCGAAAGAGGAACGUUGGAUGUUCGGUGGCCUGUAAAACGGGAGAUGGGCGACAAGACGGUAUACAGAACAGAAGAUGGAGCACCGAUGAGUCUGCAAUCGGCGUAUGCCGCUUUCAUUGGGUUUGAGAGUGGUGUCGGUGGGAAGCUGACAUUGGAGAUGUACAACGUCUACGCCGGACUUAAAAGAUCGGGAUAUGUCAUCUUCAGGACAGGGACAUGGGACGAUGAUAGAGGGGAGAUUUUACAAGCACCAGCGAAGGCAGAGGAGCAGACAGCAUCAGGGCCGGGAAUCAUCACGCGCUUCUUUUCCGAGAUAUGGCGGCGAUUAAGCCAGCCUGAACACUCAAUCUCAGCCGAGACCCUCGCCUUCGGACCGCUCAUCAAGCCCGGGUUGUACCGCAGCUACAACGAUGUCUACCGCCUCCUCAAGCUGAUACCCACUCACGACCGCUCAGCCCCUCCGUCCUUCAUGCUUCCCCCCUCCGCGGACAACCCAUAUCGCGUCCACUUCGACGUCUACCGCACCACAGCGCGAUUCAAGAAAUCCGCUCGCGGACCACCAGACUUCCGCAUAUGCGUUGUUGAUGCGCGCACAACGCCCAUACCAACAAGCGCACAGCUAAAUGACCUUAUGGCGCAGGUGCCGGAGGACAGACCAAAAGAGGAUGGUCACCCGAACCAGAGGCUGAAGCACGGAUGCAGGAACGUGGUGCUGGCGGUGGUGGAUAACGGUAUACCGAGCUACCUAAGGGUUGCGGACACUCCGUUUGAGGAGGUCAAGAUUUAUGAGAGAUCGGCGCCGAGGGGGAAGGGCGGAGGUAGGGGGAGGGGAGGCGGCAGAGGGAGGGGUAGAGGGAGAGGCCGUGGCCGUUGA